Molecule: messenger RNA, 297 nt
Organism: Australozyma saopauloensis
Lineage: Eukaryota; Fungi; Ascomycota; Pichiomycetes; Serinales; Metschnikowiaceae
Gene: NOP10
Product: snoRNP complex protein
Exons: 1
Coding region: 1-297 (98 amino acids)
Biological process (GO): snRNA pseudouridine synthesis; ribosome biogenesis; rRNA pseudouridine synthesis
Cellular component (GO): box H/ACA snoRNP complex
Molecular function (GO): telomerase RNA binding; snoRNA binding
Source: RefSeq, a predicted model, not a curated record
AUGUUUAUUCCAGUAAUAUUAAUUUGCUAUCCCGUUUAUGUUUCACCAGUACCUGCCAUACACAGGCCCUCAUCUCUCCUGAAAAAGUCAUCUACAACACCAUCAUCCUUCGAAAUGCAUUUGAUGUACACUUUGGGACCCGACGGUAAGCGUGUUUACACUUUGGACAAGGUCACCGCCGACGGCGAGAUCACCAAAUCCGCUCACCCUGCCAGAUUCUCUCCAGACGACAAGUACUCCAGACAAAGAGUUACCUUGAAGAAGAGAUACAACCUUUUGCCAACUCAACAAGAGUAG